AUGCUGUCCCGGGGUCAAGUGCUGGCCUCGUCGUUCACGGUCAUCUUCGCGCUACUUGUGGUGGGGAAUUCGGCGGCAUCUUCGCGUUUCCGCCACCACAGUGGAUUCUUCGCUCAAGGAGACCCAACUGUGCCUGUUCCAGCUUCGAAUGCACCUCGCAUGGGUCUCGUGGAAGGGAAAACGUGGGAAGACGUCCAAGCUGCGAUGGAUCCGAGUGGCGCUCGCAUGAAGCUUGUUGUAUUUUUGCGCCACGGAGAGGGGACACACAACGUGGCCAUCGAAAAGUACGGCAGUGACGCGUGGAACUCGUACUACUGCAAGUUGCCGGAGUUUUUGGAUGCGCCAUUGACCCCCAAAGGCGUCCAGCAAGCGACUGAAGCGUCAGCAAGGCUCAACACAGAGACCAGCCGUGGUUUACACCUCGAGCACGUGCUGAUGUCCCCGCUCGAGCGUGCACUGAAGACUUUUACCAUCGCCUACCAGAGCCAGAAGAACGUUAGCAGCAAACCUUUGGAGCUGCCUCGAGAGAUCUUGGGCGUUGACACUUGUGACGAGCGUCGCAGCAUUUCGGAGAAGAAGCGGCAAUACCCAGACCUGGACUUCAGUGGAUUUGAAUCGGAUGCAGACCCGUGGUGGACUCCGGACCACCGUGAGACGGACUCUGAGCUGGAGGCCCGCGCGAACAAGUUCCUGGAAGUGCUGUUUUCUGACGUGUCGGCGCAACGUGUGGGCGUUGUCUCGCACAGUGUGUUUGGCGCUGCACUUCUCCGCGUGAUCGGCCACCGUGAGUACAGCCUUGGUACAGCCGAAUUUCUGCCGCUUCUCAUUGAGGAAGCGUAG
Phytophthora sojae is the source of this 840-nucleotide messenger RNA. RefSeq lists its product as hypothetical. Gene Ontology annotation, molecular function: phosphatase activity. The transcript has a single exon. The record is from RefSeq and is a predicted model, not a curated record. The coding region runs from base 1 to 840 and encodes 279 amino acids. Lineage: Eukaryota; Oomycota; Peronosporomycetes; Peronosporales; Peronosporaceae. Gene Ontology annotation, cellular component: cytoplasm.